AUGGCGGAAAAGGGGAGUGGGAAUAUGGAAAAUAACAGCUCCGAUAAUGCAGUUCCUGGACGAACAGAGCAAAUAUUAUGUCAACCGUGUUCAAGUAAGGAUAAACAAACAGUAGCUGAUGCGUUUUGUUCAACAUGUGACGAGUUUCAGUGUACAGAAUGUUCAAGCGUACAUACAACGCACGCGUUCUUGAGAAAUCACAAGUUAGUGAAUGCAAAAGAGGUGAAAACGAAACAAGCUGCGUUUGAUAUGAAGGGAUUAGACCAAUGUGAUGAACAUCAAAAAGUUUUAGAAUUCUUCUGUGAAGAUGAGAAUCAGCUCUGCUGCAGUACCUGUGCUAUUGUAGCUCACCGAAAAUGCCACAGUGUCGUAGAAAUACAGAAUAUUGCCGGAAGAUCUCUAUCGACACGUUCCGAAUUAAAGGUCAAGUUGCAGGAAGUAAAAGAGAAAGCUGAAAAGGUCAUAGAAAAUUCCAAGUCAUCAGAAGAACAACUGAAUCAAGAUGUCAAAGAAUUGUCUUUGAAAAUUAGACGAAUGCGAGAUAAUGUAAUAAAAAUGUUUGACGAUUUGGAAAUUUCCGUUGCUAAGGAUGCUGAUUCAUUUAAGACAGAAACACUCAAUAAACUGACAAGGAAACGAUCAAAUAGUGAGAUACAUAUUGCUGAUGCAACAAAAUCUAUUGCAACAAUUGAUAACGUUCAUCAAAACGGGACGCCAUCACAACAGUUUAUAUUGGAACAUAAAAUGAAGAGGCAAGUCGAUGAACUUAGCAGCAACGUUGACAAGGAAUGUCAAAGGUUAGAGACCGUGACCGUGUCUUUUGAUUUUGAUGAAACAUUGAGACUGAUACCACUUCCGAUUUCUUACUACGUUCCAGGACAACUGACAUUAAAAUACUCCGUACCUGAAGCUGUAAAACCUAUAACAACUGUAGAUCCGAUUGUUAAAUUAACGACUAUUACUUCCAUUGAUCGGAAGCAGACUGGAGAUGAUGUCGAGGAACCGUUAUACUCAGGGCUGGAUUUCCUGCCGGAUGGUAGACUGGUUACCGUGGAUAAUAAAAACAAGAAAUGUUUGAUUUACAAUGAGAAGCUUGAGAAAGUAGGAUCAUUUCAGUUAUCUUAUAAACCACAAUGUGUAGUUGCUGUUUCUGAGGAGGAAGUGGCGAUAACAGGUAUCAAUAUAGACUUUCUACGUGUCAGUAAAUCUAAUGAAAUAACUUUAAAUAGGACAUGUAAAUUUCAGACAAAGUAUGAGUCUAUAUGUCUGAAAGAUGAGAGACACUUUGUUGUUGGAACUCAAGAUGAUACAAGACAUGUUCGUAUUGUGUCUCUGUCAGGAGAAGAGAAAGAUUUCAGUAUCAACUUUCCUAACAAGAAAUAUCCUGUAGACACUAGUGCGUGUACAUAUAUGAGAAACAGUGACAAAGUGGUUCUCACCGAUAGAGACGAGCAUACUGUCUACAUAUAUGACAUCAAGAGCAACACUAGAGUUGUUGUCAAGGACGACCAGAUCAAGGAACCAUGGGGUGUAGCAGUAGGUCCAUCCAACUGUAUCCUAGUUUGCAGUAAUCAAACACAUACCGUUGUACAGAUCUCUCCAACAGGUCGGGUCCUAUCAUCGUACAAGUUAGAUAUGAAGCAUCCAUACAAAGUCUGUGUUUCCAAGAACAAAUCACUUAUUGCUGUCUCUAGUAACUUGAAUGGUGGAAGAAAGUUGCAGUUGUUGAAACUGGUAUACUAA
Molecule: messenger RNA, 1743 nt
Organism: Mercenaria mercenaria
Lineage: Eukaryota; Metazoa; Mollusca; Bivalvia; Venerida; Veneridae
Exons: 1
Coding region: 1-1743 (580 amino acids)
Molecular function (GO): zinc ion binding
Source: RefSeq, a predicted model, not a curated record